Bacidia gigantensis is the source of this 963-nucleotide messenger RNA. RefSeq lists its product as uncharacterized. The coding region runs from base 1 to 963 and encodes 320 amino acids. The transcript has 2 exons. The record is from RefSeq and is a predicted model, not a curated record. Lineage: Eukaryota; Fungi; Ascomycota; Lecanoromycetes; Lecanorales; Ramalinaceae.
AUGGCCAACAUCCAGGCCCGAGCGUACGCCUCACUGACGCAGGCACAACUCCAGCCAGCCACUUUUGAAAGAGCGUACCAGCUCUCAAUUUUGGAACUCAUCCGGCGUGAACUGCAUACAAUGCUCUCAGCCAACGAUAUCGACACUCUGGAGCAGCAUCUCAUCGACCCACUCGUAAAUUUCUACACCAAUCCAGCGAACGACCAAGGUCAUCUACACCUCGCCGCCAAUCAAGCCGUGACAGUGUUUCAAUGGCCUGUACUAGGAAAUCAAAGCAAACGGAGCUACCCCAUGUUCAACGUCUAUGAUCUCCUCGCCGUCGCCCACACCAUCUUCACGAAAAGGUACGGAUUUCUCCCCAUAAGCGCCGGCACCCGUGCAAACAAACCAAUCGACAAACCCAUCCCCUUCGCUCAAAUCCCCAAAGCCGGCAAAGAAGACUUCUCCCCCAUCAACAUCGUUCAAAUCCUCGAAUCCCUCCGCAACUGCUGCAACGCCUUCUCCUAUCCCCGAAACGGCGGUAAGCCCCGCACUCAAAGCAUGCCCGCUAUGGCCGGCUAUUCCAUGCCGACACGCUCGUCCGCCGCGCGGCCCAUGUUCCCCUCCUUCGGCGUUGUCACCGCCGGGACACCUCAGCAGAAGGCAGAAAUCAUCACCGCGCGACUCGCCCGCUUCAGUCAAGCUGUCAGAGAUAUUGCGGCAAACCCUGGCGGGGCGGCGCAAGCAGCGGCGGUUGCGAAUUGGGUAUGUGGGAACUGCGCGGAGCAGGCGUACUGGCCGAUUCCGGGGGACGAGUUGACGGAUUAUGAGGGGAUCACGAUUAUUAUUAGAAAUUUUGGCGGCGUGGAUAAGAUUGCUCCGGGAAGGUCAGCGCAGAAUUGUGAGAAUUGUAAGUUGUUGAGUCAGCAGUUGGUGAGGGAGGGGUUUAUUAUGAAGGAUAUUGCGGCUUUCGGAAGGCCGUAG